UACAACUGGCUCCCCGCCCACUCUUGGGUGGACCCGCUCCCCAGGGCCACGGUGCGUGACCGUGCUUCCUAUGCCUCCUCAUCUGACGUAUUGGGCAGAGGUUGCUCGUGCGGUGGCAGGGGCUGGCCGGCCACCAACGGUUACCGUUGGCGUAAGGUAUGAACCAUGCUCUUCAACAGUGUGCAUCACAUGGGAUAAAAGCCUUAGUGUUGGAUUUGCGGCAGCCUUCCUUGUCAAGUUGUACAGUGCACCUGUGCGGAUACUAUACAUAUUGUCAUUUCCUGGGUUUGUUGAUCUGAUGGGGACUGUCCCUAUUUUUUUCUUUAAUCGAUAUAAAGCAGCAGACACACCGGGUAUUGACAUCCUUGUAUUCCUUCGGGUCUUGAGCUUGUUUGCGGUUCGCCGAAGGCUAGGCGUUGUGGGAAACACUGUAAGGCGCCGGAUUCUUCUGCUCACAGGAUCUGUGCUUGUCAUGGUUUUUGUCUUUGCUGGAAUAUUCCAAUGGAUUGAGAGGCGGAAAGUGUUUUCGGAGGAUUGUCGCGAAACUGAGUGUCCUGACUUCUACAAGUCUUUCUACUUCAUGAUCGUAACGGUAUCAACUGUCGGGUACGGUGACAUCACCCCCAAGACAUCACUCGGUCGUUGUGUGAUAAUGGUCACCAUUGCUGCAGCUCUGAUACUAGUGCCACAGGAAGUUGCCAAGAUAGUUGACUUGGCCUCCCGCCGGCCCUAUGGGGGCUCUUAUUCUCCAAGAGCUGUUACUGGGACACGAUUUGUUAUACUGAGUGGAAGCAUUCCUUACCAGAGUUUGCGCAACUUUCUCGCAGAGUUCUACCACCCAGUUCUUAAUGCAGACCUGGCAGCAUUCCCUCUGAAGGUGGUUGUAAUGGGACCGCACAAGCCAUCGUUUCAAGUGCGGACAUUGCUUUCUUCAUAUGAUCAUCAUGUACGCUUCAUGGAAGGUUCCCCGAUGGAGGAGGCUGACUUGGAGCGAGUCAGUGCCAAGGUGGCUACUGCAUUCUAUCUUCUUGCUGCCAAGAAUACAGAGGAUUUUGCAGCCGAAGAUUCUGCGCAAAUGGCCCGUGCCCUCUGUGUCAGUAAGUUCUGUGGCCCUAAUGUUAGAGUACUGGUGGAGUUGCGGGAUCCUGAAAGCCUGGAUAGUCCUUUCUGGAGAGAUAACAGCAACAUAGAGCUAUUGUGUCCUGAGGAAUUGCGACUUAAACUACUUGCUCGGAGUUGCCAUGUUCGAGGAAUUUCAACACUUGUGUGCAGUUUAUUUGUUUCUGCGCUUGCAUUUCGACCUGCGGAGGAAAACUGUUGGCUCGACGAGUACUACAAUGGACUGGAGAAGGAGAUUUACCCAGUUCUUCUUCCAAAGAUCUUCACAGGCAUGGAAUUUGCGCAGGUUGCGCGUACUGUCUAUAAGGAAUUUGAAGCACUCCUGAUUGGACUGGAUGUCGACAAUGAGGAUGGCGAGGGCCGUGUCUUGCUGUUGAAUCCCACAGGGAGGAUAGUGCAAGGCAAGGAUGUUGGUUUAGUCAUCGCUGAAAGCUUGGAGGUUGUGAUCCAGAUCUCCGCUUUUCAGGAAGACGAUGAGAAGCUGUUCAGCACAUGUCAUUGCCUGAGAAAACUUCGAUUUUGUCGUUGCUUCUCCACAGACCGCCGAGGCUCGUUGCAGGAACAAUUGAUCGAGGAGAUGGAGGCGAAGUCGCAGAAAAGAGGAUCAGCGACCAGCAAUAGUUGGGGCAACUGGGAGCUGAAGUCGGGACAGCAGUUACGCACCCUACCACAGAGAUCGAUGAUCGGUCAUCUUGCGCCAAAACGACGCCACGAAAGCGGUGCAAGCUGCAUGGGUAACAGACGGUCAGUGGGAUUGCCAAACAUGUGCAUGCCCAUGAAGAGUAAGAAUACAGUCAAUGAAGGCGUGUUUGACAUCGUAUGUCCUCGUGAACACAAUAUGAUAACCAAGAACGACAGUCGUGAUGGAACUGCUGCCGAAGCAGCUUCAUUCGAUGGACUCGUUGGUGGUGCUGAGUCCACAGUUACACAGCAGGAAUGUCCUAUCGACCAUCAGUCGGAGAUUGCCGACAGCAUUGUUGACAUGAUGUUACAGUGGCCCCCGGUCUACGUGCCGGGCAAACCAAAGCCAUCCGUGCUUGAAUUCAAUCAGGAGAAGAUAGCCGCAAAUCUGCAGGAAAGGACGCGGAGUCAUAUCUCCACUGACGAAGCACAUGUUUUGGUCUGUUGUGAGGGGAAAUGGCCACGCAACCUUUUCUACUUCAUUGAACACUUCAGAAUCCCAGGUCUUCCCAACCCACCAAUCGUCAUCCUCUCGCCAAAUAAGCCAUCAACUGAACAGUGGGGAUCCAUUGGGCUCUUCAAGGAUGUUUUCUACAUCAAAGGGUCUGGGACUUUUGACGUCGACUUGCAUAGAGCUCGCAUCCUUCAGGCAGAGCACACCGUUGUGUUUGGAGAGGAUUUCUCGCUUGAUGGAGGGGCAGACAUGGCAGCAGAUGGGGAGGUGGUGAUGAACCCAAAGACGCAUGCAAUGGAGGUUACCAAUUCUUUGGUUGUUACAAAUGUGGAGAGAUGGGUGGGCGAAUAUGGGAACAGCAAAGUCAUCGGAGAGAUGAUGUACAAUCAGAGCUUCCGCUACUUGAAACCAAUGUACCAGAUUCAUCCGCAAACGGAGGCGAUGAUGUCCAAGCGGAAAAUGCGAGAUGCUCGGUUCUUAUUCCUCCCUUGCUAUGCAGAGGGCAAGGGGUUCCCGUCCUCCAUGAUCGAUGACGUAGUUCUGUCUUCAUCGUUCACCAUCAGGAACACAGCUAACUUAAUUCUGCAGUUCUUGGAAGGCGGAAAGAUUGCAGGACGGACGGACGCAAUUCAGCUGCUUGAUAUGAUGCCUGUCCCCCAUGCAUGGGAUGGGCUUGCCUAUGGGGAGGUUUUUUGUAUCUUGCUUCACGAAGCUGGUAUGCUUUCGGUGGGGUUGUAUAGGGCAGCAGGGACUCUCGGAUCACCCACCGCGUACGUCUAUACGAGCCCGCGGGUGAACACAAUCGUGCGAAAAGAGGACUACUUGUACGUUUUCCGAGAGGCGAGGAACGAUGCCGCUGCACCCGACAACACAGCACCGGGAGAGGGGCACGCAGCAGAGUCGGAGAAUCAAGACAGGUUUCGCAGGUUCACGGCACAUCACAAAGAACCGCUCACAACCACGCCCAAAAACAUGGAGGGAGAGCAAGCAGGGAGGGAAGCAAGAGGCGAGGAGGGGAAACAACAGGGAAGAGCAAGGGGCGAAGAGGGCAAGCACCGGGAGAGGGGCACGCAGCAGAGUCGGAGAAUCAAGACAGGUUUCGCAGGUUCACGGCACAUGACAAAGAACCGCUCACUACCACGCCCAAAAACAUGGAGGGAGAGCAAGCAGGGAGGAGAGCGGACAACGGGGGAGAGCGAGGGUCGAGGAGGGAAAACAGUUGGGGGAGGGGAGGGGCACGCAGCACAGUCUGAGAACGAAGACAGGUUUACGAUCACACCCAAGAACAUGGGAGGCAGAUCAAGGGUCGAGGAGGAAAAACAGUGGGCGAGGGGCAUGCGGCGCAGUCGGAGAAUCAACACAGGUUUCACGGGUUCGCGGCACGUGACCAAAAACCGCUCACGACCACAACCAAAAAUGUGAAGGUAGUCAUGGGUACAAGAGCCUAUAGUCAUGGGUACAAGAGCCUAUGGAGAGAAGAGGUACAGUGACAAAUAUCUGGAGAAGUGUAGGGAGGACAGCAGCGUACCUGGAGUUCGAACUCAGUGUACGCCCGCUCGGCGCCCGAUGAGCAACGGUGUUUGUGAAGAGACAAAUAGCUGACGACCGUCAACCUAUUUCACAGCAGAGGGUAAUAUCCAGAACUGCAGUGUCUUGCCGAUCUGCUUCCAGUGGAGUUUGAACUCAGCACCUGGUCUGUAUUUCAGCAACAGUUCAUGGACAGAGGGUAUAUAUACACUUUGUUGGGCGGAGAGCACCCUGACAUGCGGCAAAGUUAUUAACAAGAGGCUACGCUGGGCGGAGAACAACCUGGCGUGGUGAAUCUACCGUCACAGCUGAGACAACUGCACCACUGGGUGGAAAGACUCAUGGUCAGCUUGAACCAACUGGCAACUGCAGCUUUCCCAGUGUGGGAAAGAGGGGGGGGUGCGCUCUUGGUAUUUAUUUAGAGGCUCUGCAGAAAUCAUCAUGGUGAAGGGUGGCACAUUUUUUGGGUGCAGUCUCCAUGUGAUGUGUGUCGGUCCCUCUUGUAUAAUGAGUAAGUUUGCCCCGGGUACUUGUGAUGGAAAAACAGGACACAUACGAGGGAAAGAAAGGGAGCAUUCCCUGCUUGGGUGGGGUGGGGGGCUAUGCCCAACCAUGAUUGGUCAAGACUGCAUGCACACAUACCACCCCUCAAUAUAUAAUCAGAACGCGUUGGGGGGGAACGAGGCUGUCCGUCCACGACUUUCAGGACGGUUUUCAGUAGUGUACCCCCCUAGCUACCCACCUGUAUGAAGCAGUGCAGUACUUGCUCAAAGGAUGCUGCUGCUGCUCAAGUUUUGCACCAUGUAAGAGCUGUCUCUUAUACACAUCUAGAUGUGUAUAAGAGACAGAUGCUGGCAGGAGCACACCACAUUUUGAAAUCUGUAUAAGGGACGCUGGACCCGCUUUCCAGCAGGUGACGCUCCCCACCAAUAGAUGGAGCCUCUCCCCAGGUGCUAGUGGUGUCUGCUCCUAUCAGCACCGCUAGCACACUGUACAGUGCUGCACCAGACCAACCACCCCUGGAAUCUAGGAGUGAUUGGUUAUUAACUUGUUGCAACUUAUUUGGACUUUGAAGUUUCGAAGUCGGUUCAUUUGCUCGAUCCACAAUCGCCACGAUUUAUGAAUGUA
This is a messenger RNA of Chara braunii, 4909 nucleotides long. The record is from the annotation of a GenBank genome assembly. NCBI's taxonomy places the organism in Eukaryota, Viridiplantae, Streptophyta, Charophyceae, Charales, Characeae.